AUGACAAGUCAAGGCUUCCCCACUGAGUACUAUUUCAACUGUGUCGUUCGGUUUUUGGACAGGAUAAAAUACAACGACACUAAUUAUACGCCUGAAGAGCGCCUUGCUAAGCUCCACCAUGUGUAUACUAAGACGGCCAAGCACUUUGCUCAUUACAACAGACAGAAGCACAUCAAGGUGAGCCCAACUAAUCUGCAACCCUUGGUGCAGGCCAUGGUUACCAUGGUUGUGUAUAGUUGGGCCACAGCCUCGGAAAAGGUCAUGGUCGACCUGAGCAUUCACUACACAUAUAUGCUCGUCCUUGACCACAGCCAUGACGACAACCCCACAGAUAGCAUGAAGUCUUUCUAUAACACCAUAAUGGCCGGUCUACCUCAGGAGCACCCGUGGUGGCAAAUGGUGAAUAACCACUUCCCCCUGGUUCUUCGGCACUACGGCCCCUUCUGUGGGCUGAAUAUGGUUCGCUCAACAACAGACUGUACGUAUACACCCCCUUUCCUCCCGCACAUGAUACUGACUGCGACGUGGAAAGACUUUCAGGGCUGUUGGGUUGAGCAAUAUAACCUUAUGGGGUUCCCCAAGUCCUUGAACAGCCCGAUGUUUCUGCGACAAAUGAGCAAACUAGGACAAUGCGUUGGGGGUUCCAUCUUCCCGAAGGAACGAUUCGACGAGAACGAGCUGUUUGAAGAAAUAACAGCCAUCAUUACGCAAAUAGAAAAGUGGAUUGCCUGUGUGAAUGACCUGCUGUCCGUCUAUGAGGAGUUUGAAGAGCCGCGUAACCAGACGAGCUUGGUCAACAACUAUGCUCAGUGCAACGAGAUUACUCUGGAGGAAGGCCUCAAGACUUUGACCAAUGAUAUAAUUGUAAGCUCGGAGCAGCUCCUAGGCGUCUUUCGUGACAAGGAUCCCGGGAUUCUACACACACUGUGCACAUUUUGCCAAGGUUAUGUCACCUGGCAUCUCUGUGACCCUCGGCACCGGCUUCAAGGGCUCCACUCGUUGACCAAGGGGUCGGCCGAGGCUAUAACCAAGUUUUACAGCUAUUUGCAGUCCGCAAAGGAGGUCGGAUCCGUUGACCCCAAGGAAUGGGCGUAUCCGAGUGUGGCGUCUCUGGCGGCUGAGGAUUUGGCGUACUGGUCAGAUGGCCUAUAA
Molecule: messenger RNA, 1152 nt
Organism: Penicillium crustosum
Lineage: Eukaryota; Fungi; Ascomycota; Eurotiomycetes; Eurotiales; Aspergillaceae
Exons: 1
Coding region: 1-1152 (383 amino acids)
Biological process (GO): sesquiterpenoid biosynthetic process
Molecular function (GO): trichodiene synthase activity
Source: RefSeq, a predicted model, not a curated record